ACGCCGUUGUUAGAAGUAAACAAAAUCGUUUGAACCAAACAUCCUAGAAAAAAAGAAAAUACAGACGAAUUACGGCAAAUUAGGCCUAUCCAGCCUUCAUAGGACGCAUUCUACAUUUGUACUGUGUGAGAGACUGAAAAAUACAUGAAAUAUACUUACAUAGUAUAUCAAAGUUACUUUGAUUUUUCAGAAAACUCUAACAUAGUUUUGUUGUUACAAGUGUUACGAAGGACCGGCCUCGGGAAUGAACAAAAUGGAUUCGGAAGCAGAGUCGUCAGAUGUUGUAAGUGACUCUGUUGAGAAAGCCAGUGGCAGUGUUGGAGAAAGUAACGGAGAAUCGUCAGCAAAGAGGCCCAGAGUAGACGUUAAUUCUUUGCCAACUCGACAGUACCUAGACCAGACUGUAGUGCCGAUCCUCCUGCAGGCAGUUACGCAGCUCAAUAAGGAAAGACCUGGAGAUCCUAUAGAAUGGUUGGCAAACUACCUCCUAAAGAAUAAACCACAGUUUACUAAUGGCAACUCCAACAGCUCGUAGAAAGUACAAAACCAUGUGAUUGAAGUAUUGCAGAGCAGAUGGCGGCCCCUAGUUCAAAAAACAACUACCUAACAUUAAUGCAUUUACUUGGAUACAGUUUUUAGACUCAAUGCUGCCUUACAAAAAAUCCUGAACAAUCGAUAGAGCAAAGAGUAUUAUUGACCCCUUAGGAAAAGUCGUGGUCUGGGCAAUAUGUAUCAUGGGGAAUAUUCUCAUUGCUUGGAUUUUGCCAGGCGACAGAGGUUGAUGGUACUUUCAGGAACAGCUAUUUUAUCCCCUUGAGAAGCCUCACCUAGGACUGCCAUUAGGUUAAUAACUUAUUGUGUGUUUAUAUGUUAAGCUGUUUAGCAGUUUUGUUUAGAAGCCCCUUUCUUCAUUACAUUUGUCACUUACUCUCACUUUUUUUGAAGACCACAAUAGUACAAUGUAAAAUAAGUAUGGCAAUUGUAUAACUGUGCAUGUUUAAGCAAAAACCUGUAUCAGGCACUAGUUAGUACUAUAAAAGCUGUAGUAAUGAUUGCAAGCUGUUUCAAGCAGUUACUUGGUGGAGUUAGAUGAAUAGUCAAAUGAUAUGAACCUUUUGUUUUAUAAAAGCUCAUGGAAAUGGCACUUGAAGUCAUGUUGUCCAAGUAAGUGAGAAGAUAAGAGAUUGAUGUAGUAUUUAGAAAGAUCUUUAAUUUUUCUUUGCAAAGAAAUAAAGUAUUUCAGAAGUUGUGUUUGCAUAUUCAGAAUUAUUUUUAAUUAGUAGCUGUAUUUUGUGCAUUUUAUGUGUAAGAACAAUUGACUAUAAUUUUCCAUACCUCAUAGGUAAAGUAAUGAGUUCCUGUACACAGAGUUGUUUCAUAUUUUAUAUUCAAGAGAAAAUAAAGUUACAUAAAAGAGUUUACAGAUAAAUAUUUUUUUUCACAUUUAACUAAUCUUUUUAGAAGGAAGUGAGGUUUCGUCCUCAAACUAUUACCCAAGAUGUAUGUGUAACUUAUGAAAUGAAACUCCCAAUCUGCUUUUGAACAUAAUUCAGAUGUAAAUGAGUGAUAUUUUAAAAUAUGUAUUAUAUUUGUCUUUUUCCAAUAUUUUAUCUCAUUCUUUUACUUUUGCUGUAUGAUAAACAGUUAGCGAAGAUACAUGGUAGUAAUCUCAAUCAUUUUAACGUUCACAUUACCUGUUAUUUAUCAAUUUGUAAUCAGAUGCAUUAUAGAUGAGAAGUAGGAAUAUAAAAUUUGUGUUACUUAUUGUCCCACCCUGUGUAUGUGGGCAAUUAACUUACUGGCUGCAACAAUAUCAAUGCUUCUCAUAAAUGAAAUACAUUUAUUUAAUGAUUUUUCAGUUAAAUGAUUUUUGUGCUUUAUUCUUAAAAAAGCAUAUAGUAGACAAAGUAUUAUUAUGAUAGCUGAAAUAAUAAACUGCUCAGUUUCUGCAGAAUUACUCUUUCUGCAAGAAGUUGUGUUGUAAAGGAGUUGCACAUACAACAAGGUAAUAUAUGAAAAAGACUUGGGUAUUCAACAUGUACGAUGACAUAAACAAAGUAAUAUAAGUACUCUCAAAAAUCAAAAUGGAUUUUGUUUCUCUUGUUUUUACAUUGCUCAUAAGUUAAUGUGUGUUUAUCAUGUUACUGUACCUGCUCAAAGUGAUAAUAAAUAGUUUUUAC
Messenger RNA from Penaeus vannamei (Pacific white shrimp), 2180 nucleotides. Its product is annotated as protein dpy-30 homolog. Lineage: Eukaryota; Metazoa; Arthropoda; Malacostraca; Decapoda; Penaeidae. The record is from RefSeq and is a predicted model, not a curated record.